AUGGGAACCACUCUACUCAGGUUCAAGAUAGAUGACAGUGACCUUAAGAAUAAAGGAGGCAAGCCUACUGUUAGAGUUUCUAACGUUGGCCACGCAUUGCAUGUCUGGCUCAAUGGAGAAUACCAUGGAAUAUGUUGGAUUCUGUCCAUGAACUCUUGGUUCUGGAGUGCAGUUUUCCACACUCGGGAUGUUGACAUCACAAAGAGUUUGGACUACUCAUCUGCAAUAGCCGUUCUCGGAUUCUCACUCAUCGUAUCCAUCCUAAAAACCUUUGAUGUUCGGGUGGAGGCUGCAAGAGUCAUGGUAUCCGCUCCAGUACUAGCUUUAGUCACCACCCACGUACUGUACAUUAACUUCUACAAACUUUACUAUGGUUGGAACAUGAUUGUGUGUGUGGCCAUGGGAGUCGCUCAGCUUUUCCUAUGGGCAAGAUGGGCAGCUGUUUCUAGGCAUCCUUCUAAUUGGAAACUAUGGGUGGCUGUGAUAGCUUCAGGUUUAGCUAUGCUUUUAGAUAUAUAUAACUUCCCUCUGUAUGGAGGCUACUUUGAAGCUCACUCUAUUUGGCACCUCGCCACAGUUCCUCUAACCAUUCUCUGGUGGAGUUUUAUUAGAGACGAUGCUGAGUUCAAAACUUCUAGUCUUCUCAAGAAAUCUAAGACAAAGGUGAAGUAA
Brassica oleracea var. oleracea is the source of this 672-nucleotide messenger RNA. Its product is annotated as post-GPI attachment to proteins factor 3-like. NCBI's taxonomy places the organism in Eukaryota, Viridiplantae, Streptophyta, Magnoliopsida, Brassicales, Brassicaceae. The coding region runs from base 1 to 672 and encodes 223 amino acids. Gene Ontology annotation, cellular component: endoplasmic reticulum membrane. The record is from RefSeq and is a predicted model, not a curated record. The transcript is spliced from 5 exons. Gene Ontology annotation, molecular function: hydrolase activity, acting on ester bonds. Gene Ontology annotation, biological process: GPI anchor biosynthetic process.